CUUCAGUCUCUCUGUGUGUGUGUGUGUGUGUGUGUCUCUCUCUCUCCCUCCCUCCCUCUCCUGCUCCCUCUCUCUCUUCCUUCUCUCCCUCUCUCUCCUCCCUCUGCUUUCCCGGUGCAGAAAGUCUCCGUCGCUCCUGGAACUUGUUGGCAAUGCCUAUUUUUCAGCUUUCCCCCGCGUUCUCUAAACUAACUAUUUAAAGGUCUGCGGUCGCAAAUGGUUUGACUAAACGUAGGAUGGGACUUAAGUUGAACGGCAGAUAUAUUUCACUGAUCCUCGCGGUGCAAAUAGCGUACCUGGUGCAGGCCGUGAGAGCAGCGGGCAAGUGCGAUGAGGUCUUUAAGGGCUUUUCAAACUGUUUGCUCAAACUGGGCGAAAGCGUGGCCAACUACCCGCAGGGCCUGGACGACAAGACGAACGUCAAGACCAUGUGCACGCCUUGGCAGGGCCUGCACCGCCCAAGGGGAUGCUGUAGCCUGGAGUGGGCAGAGGAGGAUCAUUCUGCCGAGGCCCAGUCCAACACAGAGGCGUGCUCAUCCUCGGCGCUGAAACCAGGGCGAGGGGCAGCGAGAGCGGCUGCCAAUUCCUCCCUGUUUGGAGCAGUCUUCCUCAGUCUUUGCUUCUGAAUGAGAGGCCUGCCCAGCACCCUACAAAGAAUAGUUUUGGUUUCAGGGGAGGCUUAGGUAAUGAUACAUUUGCCUAAAAGGAAAGUCUCUCACCUAUUUUGUCCAUUUCCCCUGAUUAAAACUCCCCUCAAGUACACAUCAAGAAAGCUGGAGUGCAGGCAAGGGAGCACUGGGACCCCUUCCUCUUCCUGGGAAAAAGAGUGAGAGGAUAUUUUGUUUCCUGCCAAUGACUUUGCCCAAGAAGAACGUGUUCUGGGCAUCUAGUGACUGUUGAGUGUGUAGUAAUUUGCUAGGUUUAGGGUAGUCACCCUCCAUGGUUUUUUGUUGUUGUUGUUUCCCUCUUUCUUGGUCUACAAUGUAGACUCUACAUGUAUUAAAAGGCCAGGGUGGUUAAGGGUCCAAGGAGCGCCAUGAAAGAGUUCGUGGCCAGGCUCAGUGACAUUGCAGCUGCUGCAAACCUUGGAAAUAUCCCUAUCCUCUGCAAUAACACACACUUCAUUUUAUUUUUCAAAAACAGAUAUGAUACCCCCCUCAUAACGACCCUUUCAAUAAAGUCAAGGAAACGGGUAUUCCAUGUACCCCAGAGGUUGGAGUGACCACUUGCUGUACCCCCUUUUUUAUAGUGUGAAGUCCUUCUUCUCUCUAAUUCCUGGGGGGUGUGGGGUGUAUUUAAAUUAUGAGUAAUUAAACAGGGGUCAAUUUUGCUAUGCAUUUUCCUAAAUAUCCAGAUACCCACUAGGAGCCACAGCAGCUAAGUAGCUGGUACCUUCCUAACAGGAAAGGGACAAAUGUUUGGGUCUGGGAUGCGUACCUACCUAUUGUAAUUCCAAAUAUCUGAUGCUAGGUAAGAUUACAUCUAUUCACAAUAAAAGGUUAAAUAUAGAUCAGCUCCCAAAUGCUCCAUCAUUUGCCACAACUUGGUUAUUCCAAGUUAUUUGAGUUUAUUUUGCAAGAUUUGGUCCUGAAAAAUGGAAAUGAGGAGGGCCCCUCCAGAGGUCACAGGCCACAGCUGGGUUGAGGCUCUCACUGAGUUGGUGCACUGGGUGCUCCACAACUCCUUUCAGUCCCAUCUGGACUUCUGACCCUUUCCACCAUGCCGCUCUCCCUCCGGGCGGGGCUUGUUCCCAUCUGGGCAUAGAGAAAGGAGGGAGUUAGACUCCCUUUGGGAGGUGCCAUUUUUUCAGAGAACUGUGCCUCCACCUCUUAGGUUUCUCAAAGCUUGCUAUUUUUUUUUUCCAGUUGAGGAACCUAGAAGCCCUACACCCCAGGACCACCACCCCC
This is a messenger RNA of Myotis daubentonii (Daubenton's bat), 1907 nucleotides long. RefSeq names its product neuritin 1 (gene NRN1). Lineage: Eukaryota; Metazoa; Chordata; Mammalia; Chiroptera; Vespertilionidae. Gene Ontology annotation, cellular component: plasma membrane. The record is from RefSeq and is a predicted model, not a curated record. Gene Ontology annotation, biological process: nervous system development; neuron projection extension.